ACAGGAGCUGUCAGUGAGYAGUUUUAUAAGGACCCUGAUCUGCUUGUUGGCGCUGAGUUGAAUGUGUGGGGCAGGAGAAUGAUCAUCACUGACUGUGACGAGUUCACUAAACAGCACUACCGUUCUAAAUACAGCAUGGAGGACUUCACCCCAGUGCAGUACAAAGACCCCCCAGCCCCAAAGCCCUCGAAGCUGGUGCCCCCCUACAAUGGCUUUGGCUCAGAGGAGGACUCUUUGAGCUCCUGCCAGGGCUUGGUGCCCAAACGCCCACAGAAAGAUUUUCACAAAUUUAUGGUGAAAGACAGAUGUGGCCUAAACAGUAAUACGCUGACCUUCCGAGCCAAGAUGAUGACCACAGAUCCAGUGGACAAAGAGAGGGUGUUCAUCAUCUCCUUCUACCUCUCUGAUGACUCCAUGAGUGUGUUCGAACAGCCUCAYAGGAACUCAGGUGUAGUUGGGGGGAAGUUUCUGGGUCGGCGCCGUGUGAAGAACAGCAAGUCCUCUGAGUACUUCACAGCCCAGGAUCUGUAUGUUGGAGCUACAGUCUGUCUCAAUGGGACAAACUUCCAGCUUCUGAAAGCUGAUGAGUACACUCUGAACUACAUGGAGCAACACUCUGAGGAGUUUCCCAAAGCCAACAUAGACAGCAUCCUCAGCAAACUGCGAUCCCUUCCAGAGGACAAACAGAGUGAAAUCAACAAGUUUCUGUCUCUCAGUGACCCCACYAACUCUGGCUUCAUGUCCUAUGAGUCACUGAGGAGUCUGCUGAUGGACUUGGACUUUAAUCUAUCAGAGCAUGAGAUUCUGGUGUUGAGCAGAAGCUUCUCGGAGCGCCCAAAACCUGAGGUGGAUGUUGGCCGGAUGCUGGCUAUGGCUCAGGACCUCCUGAAGAAGAAAGAUUUUCAGGAUUUUCCCAGCCUGGAAAGAGUGUUCUCACACCACGACCAACAAAAACUGGGCCGUCUUCCUACAAAAAAGAUGAGGACAAUUUGUAAAGCCUUCAAGCUUCCACUGCCAGAGAACUUGCGUGAGGGUCUGCUAAAAACGUUUGCAGAUGAAGCUGAAACCAUCGAUUACCAUGCUUUCCUCGCUGGUAUUAACUGGUCAGAACAUCCUGCUCACCAGUAGUGCCUGAGGACGGUUUAAGAGUAAGUGAGAAGGAGCUGCUUGGAGCAGGCCUGAGAGGAGAAUCAUGGGAACAGGAAGUCUCAGCUGAAUAAGGAUGGCAUGCAGUGAUGAACCAGUCAGCUGACCAGGAGGAGCGAGGAGGCUCAAGAAGAAAACCUGUUUCACCAAGUCUUUGUUUGUAAAAUGAUUCUUUGUUUUUCUUUUCAUGUAGAAGAAGAGGCCUUUGUUACAUUAUAUCCUAUCAUGAAAUGAUGUAAUCCAGUGGUUCUCAACCUUUUUAGACUUGUGUACCCCCUGAGCCAUUUUGUCAUACCACUAGUACCCCUCAGUCAAACGUAAUGAUGAUUCUCCAAAACUAUAAUGAUUAUUAAAUGAAACUUAUUUAUUUAAGCCCCUAGAAUUUUAAAUUAUCAGGCAUUUUAUCUUUUUCAACUCAAAUUAAACAUAAAGAAAAAAAACGUUGCCUUGAAUGUGAAUAAGUAAUUAAAUAAAUAAACCAGGUAAUGGCAGGUGCAGGAUGCAGCAGAGACCAAAAAAUACCCCAAAUGAGUAAAUUCCAUGAAAUUCCACAUUUUAUACAGGAUUCUUUUGAUUUUGUGUCAGUUAUGUGAUUCUGUGUAGAAAACAUAGGACCCUACAUAUCUCACUCUUAUUUUUAUAUAUUUUUUUACACACCUGGGAUAUUUUUCCACGUACCCCCUGUAAUAUGUACACGUACCCCUGGUUGGGAAUCACUGAUGUAAUCUGUAGUUAGUUCCUAGGCUAGAUGCAGGGAAGGAGGAUUAUGUUUGUUUAUGAAUAAACAUGYCAAGUUUAGAAAAACSCUYUCRAUGCACAACAAAAAAGGAGGUUUUUGGAGGAUUAUUGGGGAUCUUUGCUAUAAGAUAUGGACAGUCCUUGGGUCAUUUUGGCCAGGGGACGAUGGGAGGUUUAGAUCAUUUGUAUUUAUCUUAGUUACAUUCCUUUUUGACUUUUUUAGUUUUUGAUUCAGAUUAUUCAGAACAUUUUUAAAGUUCAAUACACUCUUACUUUUUGUUCACUUUAAUAAAUUUUUGCCAACGAGCACAAAACAGA
Molecule: messenger RNA, 2202 nt
Organism: Austrofundulus limnaeus
Lineage: Eukaryota; Metazoa; Chordata; Actinopteri; Cyprinodontiformes; Rivulidae
Product: EF-hand domain-containing family member C2
Biological process (GO): regulation of neuron projection development
Cellular component (GO): microtubule
Source: RefSeq, a predicted model, not a curated record